This is a messenger RNA of Peronospora matthiolae, 2289 nucleotides long. Lineage: Eukaryota; Oomycota; Peronosporomycetes; Peronosporales; Peronosporaceae. The record is from the annotation of a GenBank genome assembly.
AUGGAUGCCAGUUUAAUGGCCAACGAAGUGGCGCUCGACAGCGACUCACAGCUUCUCAAGAGCAGAGAUGAAGAAUCAGAAGGAGGUGGUCUACUUUCCUUUACUUCUGAAGUGCAGGGCGGACCGGAGCAGUUUAAUUUCCAUCAUUCGUUUGGGUUCAUGACUGGACGAAGACUUCAACGACGGUACCGAGGAGUGUACCGAAAGUACUCCUUCGUGACGCAACUGGUCACGUGGAUCGUUAUUCUUUACAUUGUUGUAGUACUCGCAGCUCUGGCAGCCGAUCAAACAACCGAUAGCAGGAACCAGACGUCGCUUUCGGAUAGCGUUUUUUAUUCUGUAUUGAUUGCAAUCGGCUUGUACUUUCUCGUCCAACUUGCGCUAAUUGUGCGGUGGAUCAUUUACUGGAUCAUUCUAGCUGAACUGCUGACCUAUGCAAUCACCGACAACUUCUACUUGUUGUUCUGGAUCAAUGAGGAUCCUGUGACGGACACGGAUCGACAAGUGCGUCAAGUUAUGACCAUUGUUCUUAUUGUAGUCGAGGUUGUCACGGUACUCGCGUAUGGCUUCACGCAUUAUGCAUAUCCAUGGAUUGUGCUUCGUCAGAAGUUCGAUCUCCAGGACUGGUGGAACGUUCAGUCCGGCGUCGAGGCAAACACGUUGACAUACCGCUCUAAGGCACGCUUUUACACCCGGGAGCGUCACGUGAUAAAGUAUUGUGGAGGGCUCAAUGCACAGGGUCAGCCGCACGGAUAUGGAAUGUGGACCGACACGGGAUAUCACGGCGAGAAAUUGACUGGGCAAUGGGAGAAUGGUGUCCCUAUUGGCCCUUUCCGUAGUUUCGAGCACGGAAGUGGCUACUCAUUUGUAAACAUUCGGAUCGGUUUCUGCCACAACCGAGCUGAGAAGAGACCUACAGAUAUUUUCUUUAUCCCGAAGCACUCGGAGAGCGGUCUGAAUUGGGGUGUGGCAAGCGUCGAGUGCUCUGUGUCGGGUGGAUUCUUCAAAUACUUGCCCACAGUGACGCACUUGACGCAAUCAUAUGUGGACGACGCUCCGCAGAGUGCGGCAGACUGUCUUCGUGUACUACGAACCCCGACAGAUGAUGUGGUAUUUAGUCACGCUGGUGAAGAAGCGUCGCUGCAAGGGCAGUCACAUAGGGAUCGAGUUACAAGAAUGCAUCUGUUUCGAGAAGAGUCUGCGCCUGUACUUGAACCUCUUCGUAGCAACAACGACGAUAGUGACAAAGAAGCACUUGUUUUGCUUCACGGCUACAACUGCUCUCUGGACUAUAGCAUGAACCGUCUAGCGCAGCUUCUAGCGCUUGGCGACUUUCCGCCAUGUAUCCAUCCCUUUGUGUUCAGCUGGCCCAGCGGAGGUGUGCUGGCUUAUUUCCAGGCGAAGAACGUUGGCAGCGAAAGUGAACGCACAUCCGACGACUUUAUUUCGUUUAUGAAGAGCCUGAUUGCAGACGGCUAUACAAAGCUGAACGUCAUCGCACACUCGAUGGGAGCGCGUGUUUUCUUUGGCUCCCUCAACAGAGAUCGAUUCCACGAGGUUUUUCUGGCUGCUGGAACCGUUGCUAACACAAGUAAUUCUACAAGGAAGAUGGAGCUCUCGACCCUUAUAUUGUGCAAUCCAGAUUAUGACCGCAGCGACUUCGUGCAAUACGGUGGUGGGUACGACCGAACGCGUCACUUUUGCAGCCACAUUACACUGUAUGCCGACAGUUUGGAUGGUGCCCUGUUCUACUUGGAGUAUUUGACAAAGACCUCGAUCAUUGGGCCGAUCAAUUACUCCUUAGGUCGGCGUGGGCAUAUGAUUCAUCGCGACCCGGAUGCAAACGAAACUGUUGAACGAUCGGAUACGCAGUUCCUGGACUGGCAGGACAAAAAUUUGGCUGCGCCACAAGAUCUGGACUUUGCUUUCGCUGCUGUCAAUCAACGUGCGGGCUAUCCUGGCGUUACUUCAUUCGCGUACAACCGUAAGCUGACCGACCAGACUAGUGACACGUGCGUACCCUACGGCACAACACGAGACGGUUCGGGUGAAGAAAUAGCGCCACUUCACUACCUGGACAUGGAUGUGAUCGACACUACUUGGAUGGACAAUAACGUGCAUGCGAUUCGACACAACUACUUCAAUCUCAACCCGACUAUCGUCGAUGAUCUCCGCCAUUUGGUCCUUACGAAGAAACGUGCAAAGUUUCGUCCCGGUCUGCUGAAGACAUCAUCAGCUGAGAAUGUGUACAUCUUCCUUGUUGCACCGUCACAUGUCAAGAACAAGUAA